Tetrahymena thermophila SB210 is the source of this 609-nucleotide messenger RNA. RefSeq lists its product as hypothetical. The record is from RefSeq and is a predicted model, not a curated record. Lineage: Eukaryota; Ciliophora; Oligohymenophorea; Hymenostomatida; Tetrahymenidae. The transcript has 2 exons.
AUGUUUUUAAAUAAAAAGUAAAGCAUCAAAAGUAUUUAUCUUUAGAACUUUUUAGUUAACAGGAAUACAAAUAAAAAUUAGACUUUAGAUAACCAACAAUUUAGUGAUAAAUUAUAAAAAUUAUAUGAUAAAGCUUAAGAAGAAAAUUCUAAAAAUUAUAAAAUAAAUAUUAAAACACUUCAUCAAAUGCUUAGUCAAUAUUUUUAGUAUAGUUUAUCAGAAUAUUUUAUAUUUACUAAAAAAUAUAAAAAAGCUGCUGAAAUUUUAACAGAUUUAUAUGAAAAUAGCUAAACCAUGACAUCCAAUUUACCUUUCAGAAUAGUUUUUAAGCUAAAGCAAAUUUUUGAUGUUUAAAAUAUUGAAGACUUUAUUCUAUACGAUGAGUAUUCUAGGUUUAAUAAAAGUUUAUCUUUGCAAAUAGCUAUUUGCUUGGAAAAAAAAAGCAAAUAAGAUUUUCCAUAUGAAAGAAAUAAUAAUUCUUAAAAUUAGAAUUCAAAUUCAAAUUAUAACUUAAUUAAUAAAAUAAAAGAUCUUUCUAAUAACUAAAAUUUGUUUUUAAAAUAAUUAUGUGAUGUAAUGAAAAAUGUAUUGUUUAGAACAUAAAAUUGA